Messenger RNA from Diachasma alloeum, 1221 nucleotides. RefSeq names its product UPF0454 protein C12orf49 homolog. The transcript has 4 exons. The record is from RefSeq and is a predicted model, not a curated record. Gene Ontology annotation, biological process: positive regulation of SREBP signaling pathway. The coding region runs from base 289 to 1221 and encodes 310 amino acids. Lineage: Eukaryota; Metazoa; Arthropoda; Insecta; Hymenoptera; Braconidae.
AAUAACCUGUAAACCAGUGACAUAUCGCCACCCCUGCGGUCCGCAAAAAACAACAAAUUUCGGUGAUUUAUCUACUCCAGAAAUUUGGGUUUUCCUAUUUUUUCAAGUGGAAAAUUGUUCAACUGCACCGAGGGCUCGUGCAAUCGGUGGAUUUUGGGGUCCCUGGUGGCUCGAGGAUCGAUCCAACGACAUGAGGUCACCAGGACCUCGUGAUGAUCCCCCGAAAAUGAGUAGAUAAAUCUGGUUUUGGACAUUUGUUGAAUUUUUUUGGCGGAAACAACGAGGAAAAUGAGGGUGGCCGUCACUUGGGGAGGGCUUGUGAGACUUCUACGGAGGAGAAUCGUACUUGCCCUUAUUUUCGCCCUGUCUCUGACAUACUGCGCUAUUUCUCUACUGGCACAUGAAAAGAUUGGCUCACCAGUGGGGAAUUAUGGAGACGAUGGAGACGACAAUAUGCUUAUUGAUAACGACGAUGUGGGCGCGGAUCAGGAUUCCGAGGAUGAUUUAGGGGGGAAACAUGUGCCCUGGCCAGCGAUUUCUGCAUCUGAUGAUGCUGGUCUCGAUCAGAAUAAUAAUGGAUCGAGUGCCAGUGAGGUUGCACGAACUUGUCGAAAUUCUAUACAGGGUAAGGCUCUGAUUGUCGACGAGAGAGGUCUCGUCUGUGCCCGCAAGGAGGUCCUCCCAGGUGGUUGUUGCCGAGGGGACCUCGAAAAGACUGAAACCACAGGUGUAACAACAAUCGUCAAACGCGAGAGGUACAGCUGUGAGACCUGUAAUCCUGAGGGCUGUUGUGCUGUCUACGAGUACUGCGUCUCGUGCUGUCUUCACCCUGGAAAGAGGAGACCAAAGAAGGAGGCCCACGCAUCUCCAGUGCGCCGUGAGGCCCAGAAGUCCCGCAGAUCCGAGGACGCUGUGAAAAUAAGAUUUCGUAGUCUCGACAGAUUUCAAAUAUGCCUGGCAAUAUGCCGCACCUCAAGUGCAAGUGUCAGACACGAGAAUACGUACAAAGAUCCAAAUUCAAAGCACUGUUACGUCAAUUCCAUGAAUCAUCGUUCACCGCGUGAUGUUAAUAAUAAUAUUAAUAAUAAUAAUAAUGGCGACAAUGUCGCUGUUACAUCUUCUACUGUGCGGUUAUUUAUCCUUCAUCAUCCACAUCCUAAAUCCUUGUCCAUUGAUCAUGAAAAAUGCAUUGAGUUGUAUGAUUAUUGGUGUUUUAGUUAA